ACGAAAUAUAGGCAAGACAAAUAUACUGCGUUGCCAUGUUGAAAUGAGGUAUAUUACGAAUGAAAAACUUUGAAAAAUUACAUUAACUAUAAAGAAAAAUUGAUUCUUAGAUUCAGUUCGUAUAAUCAAGAAAUUAUUGAAAAGAUUCCAGAUUCAGUGAAGGGUAGUUAAAAUUAUAACGGGAUACAUUACAAACAUGAAAAGGCGCCACGCAUGCUCCCUUAACAAAAACUGGUGUUGAUUGUUGUGUUAGCGGUUUAUAGAAAUAAUAAAUUGACGUGAGUGAAAAUACAUUGGUUUGAAAGAUUUUCUAGUCAAAUUUUAGAAAAAGUGUAAAAGCAAUCGUUAAAGUUUCGUGAUUCCAGAGGAAAAAAUAUGACUGCCAUGAGUUGAGCGAACCUCGAGAUUGCUUACAGCUGCCAUGUAGAUCUACCGCGUUUUUUGAAAAAGUAUCCAUUUUAAUUGUUUAUUCUGGUCGAAUGUAGAUCUUACUAUUGGGAGUUCUUCCCUUUUUUCGAAUAUGUAUGCUAAAGGAAAAGGAUCUACUGUGCCAUCUGAUGCACAAGCAAGAGAAAAGUUAGCACUAUAUGUAUAUGAGUAUUUAUUACAUGUUGGUGCUCAGAAAGCUGCUCAAACAUUUCUCUCUGAGAUAAGAUGGGAGAAAAACAUAACCCUAGGUGAACCCCCUGGAUUUCUGCAUUCCUGGUGGUGUGUAUUUUGGGACUUAUAUUGUGCUGCUCCUGAAAGACGGGAUACUUGUGAACAUUCAUCAGAAGCUAAGGCAUUUCAUGAUUAUGGAUUUGUUAAUUCUGGUUAUGGUGUUAAUGGUAUGGCUCAUAAUGCUGGGCCUGCCCCCAGUCCCCUUGGACAAAUGCCCCCUACAGACGGAAUGCCAGGUGGUCCAAUACCUCCUGGGUUCUUCCCUAAUUCUGCGAUGAGACCUUCACCCCCCACACAUCCUUCUAAUCAGCCAUCUCCCCAUUCUCAGCCACCAACCCCACACGCACAAAUGAUGUCAUCACAGCCUUUUAUGGGGCCUAGAUAUCCCGGUGGACCACGGCCGGGGGUACGAAUGCCUCCAUUAGGAAAUGAUUUCAAUGGCCCUGGUGGUCAGCCAAUGAUGCCUAACAAUAUGGACCCUUCAAGGCAAGGUGAAGGCGGAGAGUUUGUAGGUUGGCAAGGUCCACCUGGCAUGAAUCCACUUAAUAGAAUGAAUCCUCCCAGAGGUCCGUCAAUGGGCCCCAUGGGCCCUGGUUCGUAUGGCCCAGGCAUGAGGGGCCCCCCUCCUAAUAACAGUAUGGGACCAGGUCCAAUGCCUCCAAUGUCCAUGACUGGCCCAGGUGGUAGACCUCAAUGGCAGCCUAAUACUUCAACUCCUAUGAAUUAUUCCUCUUCCUCUCCCGGUAAUUAUGGGGGACCACCUGGUUCAGCAGGUCCACCAGGUCCCGGAACUCCAAUAAUGCCAAGUCCUCAGGAUUCCUCGAAUUCAGGGGGCGAAAAUAUGUAUACAAUAAUGAAGCCUGCGGUGGGAGGAAAUAUGCCUGGAGAAUUUCAAAUGGGAGGUGGUCCUGACUCUGGUUCGAUGGGUCCAAUGGGUCCCAAUUCCAUGGGACCCAUGAAUGGCGAUGGAAUGGAUGGUAUGAAAAAUUCACCGGCAAAUGGCGGACCUGGAACUCCUAGGGAAGAUAGCGGAAGUGGCAUGGGAGAUUAUAAUUUGGGAGGAUUUGGAGGUCCAGGAGAAAACGACCAAACGGAAUCGGCGGCUAUUUUGAAAAUAAAAGAGAGCAUGCAAGAAGAGGCCAAGAGAUUUGAGAAAGACUCGGACCACCCUGAGUAUUUCAUGCAAUAACCUUACUAGUCUCUUUAGGCUGGUGGACGCCUCUUCCUUCCUAACUCGUACUAACAUGGGCGGUGGUCUGCUCAGUGCUCAGCUCUUCCUGCCCUCAUCGUUGCGAGCUCGCUUCAUAUCGGUUCAUUACUAGUCAUAAUCAUUUUCUAUUUACAGAUUUUCCUUUGAAGGCUGAUUUUUACCCAUAUCCAGUCAGUGUUUGGUGUUUAAUCAAGAUCCUGCAACUCAUUGAUCUACCUGGUGUCCCUUACUUCAGUCUCGGCUAGAUGUGACAUAAUCAAGAGUAACUAACUCUCCAUAUAAAUCAUACCUUCAAACAGGAAGCCCUUCCAGUUCUCCCAAUUUUAUCUGCUCACUACGUACUACUAGGGUGUAAUGUAAUCAGUAAGUUACAUCUUAAGUUGAUAUGCUGAAAAACUGAUUUCAAAUAGGACAUCAUCAUGUCCUAUAUAAAGAAUGAUUUUGAAUGCACUAAAUUUUAGUAAUGCACUCUCAACAGCAGAUUGGCUUUUUUGGAGGACAUACUUCAAUAGCUAUUAUUUUCUGCUUGUUGGAGUGCCCUAUUCCAAAAUCUCGAUACCUCAUUAUACUAUUGAACUUUCUUAUUCGACUUGGGUUUGGUCCGGAUAUCGCCAAGAAUUUAAGAGAGGUUACUAGUGGUUUCAAUAGUGAUGAGCGAUAUUUCACUAAUUGUGAUUCAAUCACUGGUAUCUCCAAAUCACAGUUAUUCACAGUUCCUCGCCUAUAACGUACAACGUGAUCGUGAUCACAGUUUAUAGCUGUGAUAUCAUAUCCUAGUCGGCUAUAGUGAUGAGCGAUAUUUCACUAACUGUGAUUCAAUCACUGAUAUCUCCAAAUCAGUAACGAUCUAGCUCUGACACGCGUUUAGUAUUAGAUAUUUCCCUUACUGAAUACUGUGAAUAGUGAAUUUUUCAAUGUCUGAGGUAACCUGAUUCUUAUUUACACUUGUCAAUGGUCAUCUAAAUUUUUCAUUGACAGAAUUUUGGAGGUUAUAAAUGGUUGAUCUCUUUUAAUUUGGAAAUAACCAAUAGUUCUCAAUGGUUCUGAAGGGUAUUUGUUUCAUAAUGAAAAUAAUAAAGUUUUUGAGUGUCAGAUGUCAUGGAAAAUAUUCAUAAACGAUAAUCUGAAAUUUAAAAUGACAACUGCCAACCGGAGUGGGCGUGGUUACCGAUCCUAAUAACCCAUCGAAGUUUGAGGAAAUAGUCACCGAUUUUUGAGGAACUUGACUUAUACGGACCGCCAAUUUACUAACCAUAGUAACCAAGGUGAUAUACGGACCAUACCUUAGUGAUUAAUGACCCGAAGACAUUUUUUUUUCAUUUUAAAUAUAAUAAAAAAGUAAUGAAUAAACUGAAAAUGAAAUUUCCGUAUUUGUGCAAGGGAGGAAUCAAUAGUAUUGAGGAUGGAUGAGAUAAAAAAAACUUUAAAGUGAUUCAGUUUUCCAUUAGAUAAUCGGAUUUAAAUUCUUCAACAAAUUGAACUUAGUAUUUCUUUUGCAUUGGAUAAAAUGUAAAUAUUUUUCAUUUAUGGUUACUUCUUUGUUGAAUUGAUAAUUCCAGGAUUGAGCUUUGUCAGGGCCGCCGCCAGGACCUGCAUACCGGGGCGCCAAAUUGCAGGGUCCCCUUGUUUUCUCAGUGAUACCACUCUUUGUAGUAAAAUAAAAAAAAUUGCCAAGCGCUAAUUAGUUAUGAAAAUACAAAUGAGUACAAAAUUGCACCUUUGAGAACUUCAAAAAAUUUGAGAAGAAGUCCAAAAUUUCAGCGCGUAUUCCUAAUAAGUCUUCGUGUCAAUGGUGGAACACCCUGUAUAUGUAACUCAUCAAAUCGGAAAAUAUUCAGUAAUAAAUGGUUGUUCUACAGAGCCCUCAGCUGACAAAAACAAUUUUUUUCUGGCAACUAAUAAAACAUAUCAAUUUAAUAGCAGUCAAUGAAGGUACGAUUAGACAAUUAGGACGGCGAAAUUUUUUUUUUGCCGGGGCGCCAAAAUGUCUGGCGGCGGCUCUGAACUUUGUAGUUGUUAUGGUGUGCCUUUUUUGCUUCCAACUAAUUGUGAAAUAGAACUUCCUGAUCCACUCAUUAUAUACGAAAAUUUCGAGCAAGGCACUAAUGAAUAUAGACAAAUACCUCCUCAUAAAGUGCCUCAGAUUUCAAUAACUUUAACAAUCCUUAGUCCAGUCGAAUGGUAUGCAAUAUAUCGCUGCAUAUCCUUUCUAUUGUUAGAAAGGUCUGAAAAAAGUAGCAGGAAAUUUUUCAAAAUUGGUUUUUAUAUUGUUGAAGCAUUUUAUUUGAAACCUUAGCGACUAUGUUACAUGUUUGAAAUAUCCGAACAAGUUCUUUUUGAUUCUGAUUAUACUUGGUUAAAGAAAUAUUGAUUUUCUCUGAAUUUGCCUUAAAGUUAAAAUAAGGUUUGUGAUGAUUAGUUCAAAUUAUAUAAUCAACUCUCUUAAAAUUUUUGAUAUUCAUAAUUUUUAUGUACUUCCCUUUUAUGCAGACCAUUCGACUUUCAUAAAAUAACAUUGAAACUGAGUAACCAAGGUAACUUUCAAUAAAUUAUGAAUUUAAAUUUGAAUGAAUCCACUUUUUGGAUUGUAUUGAUUUAAUUUCACCAUUUAGCUAAUUUGAAUGGAAUAACUCGAAAUAUUUGUACAUUUAGGACAUUAAUAAUAAUUUAGUUAAGUUAAAUUAAAGAUUGUAGUUUUGAUAAAUGAUGACGGUCUUGCCAGUUAUAUUUUGAUGUGUUGAAGUUGUUAAAGUUUUUUUUAAUAGUGUUAGUUUCAGAGACAGAAAUAUUGACGAAUAUGCAAUGAUUUCUGUUUUUGAAUCCAACACUUUUAUCGUGAUAUUUUAACUUAAAAGUAAUGUGCAGGUAAAACUGUUCUCUGGAUUGCAAGUAUGGUGCAGUACUUAACUGAUGUGAAUGAAUAUUAUAGAUUUUUGAUAUGUACACGUUGACGAAUUUCAGUGAUGAAAUAUCCCCAGUGGUUUAUUGCACCAUAUUGUCUGUAGCCCGAUAUUUAUACCAAAUUUAAAGCAGAGUAAUCUGGAAUUCAGUCAGAAUUUGCAUGUCUUACAUUGAAACAUUCCUUCAAAGGGCAGAUGAGGAGCUAUAUAGGGCGUUCAAUCCGAAACACACCACUUUUUACUUUGAUAGUGGCUUGAGAACGUUCUAUUUCCUAAUCUACCUCAGCUUAAGUUAUCUCUCUAUUAUUUUUACUAAGUACAUGCAAUAUAGGCAGAAUGUAAUGUUUUCCUAUUUUUUUUAAUCCAUGAAAUGUAAACCUUGAAUAUAAAGCAUCACAAAUCAUUCAUCACUAGAUUCAAUCAGGACUUAUAAAAUUAUUUAUUUUUAAAUUUUGUUCGAAAAAGAUGAAAUAUAUAUAUCUAUAUACAAA
Harmonia axyridis is the source of this 5261-nucleotide messenger RNA. RefSeq names its product single-stranded DNA-binding protein 3-like. Lineage: Eukaryota; Metazoa; Arthropoda; Insecta; Coleoptera; Coccinellidae. The record is from RefSeq and is a predicted model, not a curated record. Gene Ontology annotation, biological process: positive regulation of transcription by RNA polymerase II. The coding region runs from base 521 to 1849 and encodes 442 amino acids. The transcript has 12 exons. Gene Ontology annotation, cellular component: nucleus. Gene Ontology annotation, molecular function: single-stranded DNA binding; protein binding.